This is a messenger RNA of Cheilinus undulatus (humphead wrasse), 1085 nucleotides long. It is a transcript of the gene rpp25l, whose product is annotated as ribonuclease P/MRP 25 subunit-like. The record is from RefSeq and is a predicted model, not a curated record. Gene Ontology annotation, molecular function: RNA binding. Gene Ontology annotation, cellular component: ribonuclease MRP complex. The coding region runs from base 243 to 911 and encodes 222 amino acids. NCBI's taxonomy places the organism in Eukaryota, Metazoa, Chordata, Actinopteri, Labriformes, Labridae. Gene Ontology annotation, biological process: tRNA 5'-leader removal. The transcript has 2 exons.
GACUUUCCUGCAAAAACACAAAACCAGCUCAUCUGAGUGUGACCUGCUGCAACAAUCAAAGCUUCUGCCGUUCCCUUAGCGUGCAUCUUUUGUUUCCACCUGCUUUAACAGGCAUUAACCCAGUCCCCUGUACUUACUCAGCAGCCACAGUUUGCGACAGUCCUUCUGGCUUUACGGUGACGGAAACCGUCUCAGCUGAAGUAAACAUGUGGAGAGUUCACUAGUCAAACGAAUCUUUUCUGAUGGAGAACUACAGUAAAGCUCGGACGGUGGAGCAGCCGCCAGUCUGCCCGUUCCCUGACCUCCCUCCUGACACGCCUGAGGUCCGAGUAAAAGACGGCAGCAAGAUCCGUAAUCUGCUGCGUUACGCCCUGAGCCGCAUGGAGGCCAAAGCACGAGCGUCUGAAGAGGAAGAUCGACCUCCGCCUGAGGAGGGAGGAGGCGGCGAGGCUGCAGAGGGACAAAAGGAAGCGGCGGCCCGGCCGCUCUGCAGUCACAUCAUCUUCACGGCGAGCGGGAAGGGCGUGUCCAAAGCCAUCACGUGUGCCGAGAUCGUAAAGCGGCGAGUGAAGGGUCUCCACCAGCUCACCAAGCUGCUGUACAGCACCGUGGUGGAGGUGUGGGAGCCGCUGGAGCCCACCGCUGGACUCGACAGCCUCACCGUGAACCGGAACCUGCCCGCCAUCUGGAUCCUGCUUUCCAGAGAGCCCCUGGACAUCAGCCAGCCCGGGUACCAGCCCCCAGGACGCUACGACCUGCUCUGGGCUCAGUCUGUGUCUAAGGAGGAGGAGAGAGGGUCCACGGGACAGAGACCAGGACAUAAGAGGAAGAAAGGAGGAGGAGGAGGAGGAGCGGGCAGAGGGCGGGGAGCAGGGCGCCACAGCGGCCGUCCCAGAGACGCCCCUAAGUGACAGUUUACUGAACUAUUUCAUAAAUCUCACAAACAGGAAAUAGAGGAAAACACUGUGAAAGCAAAGACCUUUGACUUUUCUUCAGUUUCAGAUACUUUCUUCAAAAAUCAGCCUGUAGAGACGUUGAACUCUGCAGCAGAGAAUAUUCUUUAUUAAAGUCUGUGGGUUAUCAGA